Messenger RNA from Aspergillus alliaceus, 1418 nucleotides. Its product is annotated as NmrA/HSCARG family protein. The record is from RefSeq and is a predicted model, not a curated record. The transcript is spliced from 4 exons. NCBI's taxonomy places the organism in Eukaryota, Fungi, Ascomycota, Eurotiomycetes, Eurotiales, Aspergillaceae. Bases 96 to 1073 code for a protein of 325 amino acids.
GUUCCUUCUCAACAUGGAUUCAGACAGAUCCAAGCCAGUGAUUAUACUGUAACUAUCAAACUUUGAAACAGCAGGCUAUUCAACGUGCUAUCAAUAUGGCGAAGAAGAUUAUUACUAUUGUAGGAGUUACGGGCAACCAGGGUGCCUCCGUUGCCGAAUUGUUUGUUGGCAAGGCAGACUGGCAUGUUCGUGGCCUUACGCGCGACCCGAGCAAGCCCGCAAGCCGAGCUUGGAGAGACAAGGGUGUCGAACUCGUUAUAGCCGACUUAAAUGAUGCCGCCUCCCUAAAGACGGCCUUUGCGGGGUCAACAGUUAUUUAUGGCGUUACUGACUUCUGGGGCAUCCUGGCCGACCCCAAAGUCCAGGAGCGCGCUCAGGCCACAGGCCGCCCAGCCAACGUGGAGGCUUACGAGGUUGAGGUGCAGCAAGGUCGGAAUAUUGUAGACGCCGCAAAUGCAACCGUGGACACCUUGGAUCGAUUUGUGCUGUCGACGCUCUCGUCCACGAAGAAAUGGAGCAAGGGAAAGUACACCCACAAUUUUCACUUUGACGGGAAGUGGGAAGCCGUCGAUUACCUGAAGGCCUCCUAUCCGGCACUGGCAAAGAAGACAUCAUUCCUGCAACUAGCGCUCUAUAUGACUAACUGGAAAAUCAUGCCAAUGGGAGGGCCAAUCAAGCAAUCCGAUGGUACCUUCGUGCUAAGCAUUCCCGCAGAUGGCGACGCCCCGGUUCCUAUGGUCGAGCCGCGCCACGACACCGGAAACUUCGUCAACGCUCUAUUGCAGGUUGAGCCGGGCAAAAACCUCCUUGGCUAUGCUAGCAUGUUGAGCUGGGAUGAUUUCGCUACCUUGUGGGGUAAGAUUCAUGGCGUGACGUGUCGCUUCCAACGUCUAGAGCGCACUGUCCUUGAAAAUGCGGUCCCUGGUGGCAUAGGCGAGGAACUGGCCGAUAUGUUCGGUUACAUCGGAGACUUCGGCUAUGAUGGUCGUGAUCCAAGCGUUGUCUACCCCAAAGAUGUAGGUCUUUUCGCUACAUCUAUAUCAAGAACCCUUUCUUACAUUCAAUAUAGCUAGGUGUGCCCGUCCCAGUCUAUACUAUCGAGGAGUAUAUUAAGGAGGAAGACUGGUCUGGAGUCCUUUAGGCUCAAGGUUGGUUGACCGGUAUAUUACUACCUCACCUCCUGUAUUUCUUUGCCUCCCAGUCUUGGUAUAAGCGACCUGCUUCGAAACUAAGAAGCUUGGUGUAUAAAUACCGUCGCUAUGCUCCGUAUUCAGCACUCAAUUAUUUGUUCUCUGAUUAUUCCUUUCUGGAAAUUUUAUUUCGCCUCGAUCCGACUCUCAUUAAAUAGACAUUUACUAUCGUGGGUCUCAUCCGCAACUGAACUGUACUAAGGACCGUAAUGGCUCCUUAGCAGGUAU